GUGCCAAUACCCAUCGGCUCCGCACUAUAAUUAAUACUUAUCGACCUGCACAAUUUACAACAAUAUCAUUGAUUCAUGCAUGUCCGGACACUUCGGACAUGAUGACCAAAUCCCGACCAUCAACGCUUGGUACCAAUUUCACACAACGGCCUCCGAUGAUGACAGCAAAGUCUGCUACAGUGGUCGAGCAACUUGUACAAUGGUCUCAAACGUUCGAGUAUCGCCCUACCGGGUCCUUUUCGACCCAUGCAACAAGCCUUUCUCAACGAGAUGCUGAGACGUUAUGUAGGCAUCAGCUGGUUCCUAUCUGGCAGUAUUUAGUUACACGCGUGACAACCCAAAAGCGUCGUAGGGGCAUUCGCGAUAUUUUGCGACAAACCGCCGAGAACCCAGAUAUAGUCAACGCUUGUCCAAAGCUAGCCGCAUAUCGCGUUGGCACAUCCAACGUUGAUGAACGUAAACGGAAGCUACUUUCUCGUCGAAGUGCGCUGCAAAAGGAGCUGUAUGAUGCCAAAGCCCAGAUAGAACAAGUGUCAAUGUCUUGUGGGCAGCUUUCCUCGGAUGUGUCACAUAGAGCUCGAAAGUCUUCAACAGCAAAACGGAAAUUAGUUCAGCAGCGCCAAAAGAUGCAGGUAUAUCAAGCUUACGGAAAGGAAGUUGGUUUCUACAUACACAUCAUCAAGAGAUCCACGGAGAUGUUGCGAAGGUUCAUUGCUGAUAUCAAAAAUGGAGAUAGAAGAGUCCACAUGUCGUCUUUGCAUGUUAAAACGGAAGAAGCAUGUACGCGAGUCGGGGCUAUCGUGGAAGAGCUUUUAGUUAGCGCAAGAAACUCCCAGACGGAACGCUUUUCGUUUCUUGAGGAGAAUCUUCUGACCGCUGAGCCCGUGCUAGUCGUCAGAGGUCUGCUGAGUCACCUUCAUUCUGCUUUGGUAAAGUUGAAAGAGUCGAAUGAUCGUGGCACCUUCAACAGAUGCAGCGGCCAGCAGCUAUCUGCAGGGCAUUGGCAAUCACGGUUCGAUGCGUAUCUCCAACGUUUUGCAGGACAGCACGUAUGUCGGUAUACAGAAGGAAAAAAAUUACUUCGCGAGGCGCAAGUUCUGGAGAAUAACAUAAUACAGCUUAUGGAGGGGACAGCACCGCCACGUGAAACGUCACAAAGAUUACUAAGCAACUUAGUUACGGAGAGAUGUGAUGCUUUUGCUCUUCGCAAUCUAUUGGAAGAGAUUCGAUUGCAAAGGUCAAUCACGCGGCAGUUACUGGAAUCUCAGUUCUCCGCCUGGGCUGACAUCCACUGCACACAUGCGAGUAUUUUGUCGACCGUCAAUGAAAUGGCGCGCGGCCUUCGUGCAUUGGACGCUGUCGGAAAGGGUUCAAGAAAAGCCCAUGAGGAAUCACUAUCAUGGAUCGCGGAGCAUGCGAGAAAUGACCGUGCACCCAAUAAGAUUGGCGUUCUAAAACAUCAGGUCGAUGUUCUGUCCCACAACCUUCUUGGCUUUUGUUACGCUGAAUUCAAAGCAUUGCUCCCAGUAAACGUAUGCAAACCGUUCCAAGCUAGGUCGUUACGUACGUCCAGUCGAUUGAAGCGUCGUGCUAUAUCAACCCUCCGGACUCCUGAUCGUUGCGAAUUGCUGGAGCUGCAGACAGCCAUUAACAUGCGGCCAUACAAUGGCCCUGAAAAUGUAGUUCACAACAUCUCUCGGUUACAAGACGCAGCUUUGGCUUGGGAUAUCUCUCUGAAUCUUUAUCGCAAUAUUGAAGAAACGUCCGAGAAACGACUUUCCUUGUUACGGAGACAUUUGCAAUCGCAACUGUUGGAUUAUAGUGAUGACCAGGAUAUUGUUCAAGUUGUCUCAAGACUGGCAGCUUACAUUGAAGCCUUGAACGCGAUGUAUUCCAACGAGAACACGCCUCGUGUGAAAGCAAAAGUUCUCCACGCCCAUGAGUGCGUUGAAUUGUACGAGGAGCUUAAGCUGCUUAUGGAAAAUAGGAGCCAACUUUUCCUUGAGACGAGUCACAAGUGCACAGAUUACUAAUGAUGAACCUGCACGUUGUGAUUCAUUGUAUUGAUAUAAACGCAUCCACCAACGAUAUAUUUGGAAAUAUACCGUUCCCAAAGAUUAUGAUGAUACAUGCCAGUUGUGGUCUUUUUCUCGAGGUAUAUCAUUCGGUUGCAACCCCGUCGCGGAGGAGCUGGUA
Spizellomyces punctatus DAOM BR117 is the source of this 2196-nucleotide messenger RNA. RefSeq lists its product as uncharacterized. Gene Ontology annotation, cellular component: spindle microtubule; HAUS complex. Lineage: Eukaryota; Fungi; Chytridiomycota; Chytridiomycetes; Spizellomycetales; Spizellomycetaceae. Gene Ontology annotation, biological process: spindle assembly. The coding region runs from base 99 to 2033 and encodes 644 amino acids. The record is from RefSeq and is a predicted model, not a curated record. The transcript is spliced from 20 exons.